AUGCAUUUCUCAAGCUUCAUCGUUUCCAUGAUGACCGCUGGCGCCAUGGCCGCUCCCUGGGGCAACGGCAACAAGCACUACAACGAGGUCGUUGUUACCGAGUAUGAGUACGUCACUCACUACGUGACCGCUGGAGGCAACGCUCCCCAGGCCACCUACGUUCCCGAGCAGCCCGCCGCCCCCGUCCAGGAGUCGCAGCCCGCCCCCGUCG
Molecule: messenger RNA, 211 nt
Organism: Fusarium tjaetaba
Lineage: Eukaryota; Fungi; Ascomycota; Sordariomycetes; Hypocreales; Nectriaceae
Product: PR-1 class pathogen-related protein
Exons: 1
Source: RefSeq, a predicted model, not a curated record